AGGUUGCUCCAAGAAUAUUAACAAGAAGAAAAAAAAAAACCACAGAAAAUGCAGACGCGCACACGUAUUGUACGGGGAGGGAGCGAGAAGGACACUCUCUUGCGUAUAUGACGCUUGAAAUGAAGAUUUGGCAUCUAGAAAAAAACAAAUAAGUACUGUUUUUAGAUCGUCUUCACGAUCCUCUUCUUCUCCUCUCACCUUACCUCUGCUAACUACUACCAAGUGCUCCUUUUCUCUUUUUGCGUUGCAGUUUACUGUACAUACAAAGCCUACAGUGAGAGAGGGAGGCAGCCCACGAUCUGUGCAUAUUUUUUUUUUUGUGGGUUUGACAGCCCCACAAGAAAGAGAUUAUUGAGUUACUAAGGGCUAAAGCUAAAAUCAAUCAUGCCAUCCGGUGCUAAGAAGAGGAAAGCAGCCAAGAAAAAGAGGGAACAGGAGGCCAACAACAACAACAACUCUUCAAUCAGUACCGACAAUCAUCAAGGAAAUGAUGACCCAAAAAGCCAUGAUGAAACAGAGACUGAUGGUGGUGAGGUUGGUACCUCUGUAUCACAGGACCAACACAAUCACCAGCAUCCAUUUAAUGAGGGGAAUGAAGAAUAUGAGAAGGGAGGCCCAUCGCCUUCUGAUUCAUUAGCCAACAAGAACAAGCCCAUGGAGGUAGUCACUGGGGAUGCAGAAGGAAGCCUACAAGUUGAAUCAGAGGACAGCAUUGCUGUAAAUAUUGAGAGUAAAAGUGUUUCUAUUGAGCAUGUUGAUUCUUCAAAGGAAUCUCAUGAUGAAGAUGACAGGAGCUCUAGCAGUAGUAGUUUCAGCAAUGAGUCUCAGGAUUUCGAGAAGAAAUCGAAGGAAGCCAAUGAUGAAGAAAAGGAAAUUGGUUCUUUUUCUGAAGAGGUGAAGCAGAUCUCUGAAAAUGAGAAACUAGUCAAGGAAGCUGAUAGUAAUUCAGUUUUGGAAACUGCUUCUGCUGAUUUGGUUGAUCCUGUGGUGCCUAUAUCUGAGACAGAAAAAUUUGUUAUUGAGAUUGCUCAAGUUGAAAAUCCGGAGGUUCUGGAAGUGGUUGAAUCUUGUUUUGAGGAAGAUGAGGACAAACUGUUGCCUGUAUCCAAUGAGACUGCUGAAGUUUCACCAGCUACUGUAGUGCCAAAGAAAAAUGAAGAAGUGGUUGAAUCUUGUUUUGAGAAAGAUGAGUACAAACUGUUGCCUGUAUCCAAUGAAAUUGGUGUAGUUUCACCAGCUACUGUAGUGCCAAAGAAAAAUGAAAAAGUGGUUGAAUCUUGUUUUGCGGAAGAUGAGGAUAAACUGUUGCCUGUACCCAAUGAGAUUGCUGAAGUUUCACCAGCUACUGUAGUGCCAAAGAAAAAUGAAGAUAAAGUUUUUCCUAUUUCAGAUGAGAAUGUUGGGGCAUCUGCAAAUGUGGUUGGUUCUUCUGCAUAUGGAAAUGUAGGGAAAACAUUGGUAUCAUCAGCCAGUCAUUCUGCUGAAACUGGUAAUGGUGAAGAAAAAACUAAAUACACUGAUGCUCGUCAAAUUACUGAAAAUAAGCCUCCUCUUGCUUGUGGUCCACGAGUAGCUGAAAGAACAUCGUGGAUGAGUUGCUGUGGUAUAUUUGAUGUUCUUACGGGCUCCAAAUAGAUAAUUUCAGCAGAAGUUAGCACGAGGAAGCUGUCGUGGACUGGGAAUCUGAGAAGGAUCUGGUUUGUACAAGUUUGAGAUACGAGAGUUAGAAUCUCUUAGAAAAUUUUCCGAAACAAUAAAUUGCAGAAAACCUAUAUAGAUAAAACAGCUAUAUAAACUAGGCAAUUAUUGAGUUUCAUCAAUGGUGCCUAGCUUAGUUCGACCAAGCCUAAGCCUGAUUUCCUUGUUUAUUUUUUAUGGUGUUAGCAGAGACCGCAUGUUGUAAGUCUUUUUUUCCUUCCAUUUUUGAUUAGCAUGGGCAGAUUGGUGUUUUCUCCUCCCCCUUUCCUCUCCUAUUAUUGCUACUUGCUGAAUUGUGAUUGAUGUAGUAAUUUUCCUUUUCUUUUUGUAAUUUAGUAAUUUUACCUUCUAUUAGGUUCUGCUUCAA
Populus euphratica (Euphrates poplar) is the source of this 2065-nucleotide messenger RNA. Its product is annotated as suppressor. NCBI's taxonomy places the organism in Eukaryota, Viridiplantae, Streptophyta, Magnoliopsida, Malpighiales, Salicaceae. The transcript has 4 exons. The record is from RefSeq and is a predicted model, not a curated record. Bases 385 to 1635 code for a protein of 416 amino acids.